Messenger RNA from Cladophialophora immunda, 4126 nucleotides. RefSeq lists its product as uncharacterized. Bases 156 to 3098 code for a protein of 980 amino acids. Gene Ontology annotation, biological process: organelle fusion; endosome organization; intracellular protein transport. Gene Ontology annotation, cellular component: HOPS complex; endosome. Gene Ontology annotation, molecular function: protein-macromolecule adaptor activity; protein binding. The transcript has 3 exons. NCBI's taxonomy places the organism in Eukaryota, Fungi, Ascomycota, Eurotiomycetes, Chaetothyriales, Herpotrichiellaceae. The record is from RefSeq and is a predicted model, not a curated record.
CACCAAGCGCGCGUUCUGCGACAGCACCUUCUCAUCUCACGACCAUUAUUACGGGCGGAACCAGCAAAAUGAUCAACCUACAUUGACUGCCCUAUUUACCCUUGACUAGCAUGGAUUUGCGCGCAAUCCUGGAUAGGUCUUUGAGGUGAGGAGUCAUGGCGCUUACCAGCUGGAAAUCCUUCCCGUUCUUCGACGUCUCCCAGAUUCCUGUGCCCGCAGACGAAGACGGCUCAUAUGUCUUCGACAACGACGUCGUGUCACUCACCACCGGCGCGGAUUCUCUGUUCCUCGGUACUUCGGUCGGUUCAGUGCGCAUUCUUUCCCGCGCCUUGAAGGUUGUGCGCUCCUUUCAAGCUUCAGACGCCUCCGAUGCUUCGAUCACCCACCUCCGACAAGUUCCCGACACUCCUUUCCUCGUAACCGUCUCAGAGAAUCUCUCAUCGGAGCCCUCCUUGAAGGUGUGGGCGUUGGACAAGAUCGAGAAAAAGACGGGAGCACCGAGAUGUCUUUGUACGAUUGGAGUGCAGAAUGGCAGGAGACAGUUUCCAGUAUCUGCACUCGUGGUGCUGGAUGACAUGACGCAGGUGGCCGUGGGGUUUGCCAAUGGAUCCGUCACCGUCAUUCGAGGCGACUUUAUACACGACCGGGGGACCAAACAAAGGACAGUCUUUGAGUCUGAAGACCCGAUCACCGGCCUAGAAGUCCGUCAAGGGGCGACGAAAGUCCUUUACAUUGCGAACACGGCCAAAAUCUGUAGCCUGAUCAUAUCUGGGAAAGGCCAGGGUCAACCGGUCCGCACCGUCGACAACCGCGGUUGCAACGUGGGAUGCAUGACUCAAGACCACGAGACCGGGGACAUGGUGAUUGCCCGAGAAGAUGCCCUCUACUACUAUGGCGCCAACGGCCGUGGCCCUAGCUAUGCCUUUGAGGGUCCGAAGAAACUUGUCAAGAUCUACAAGGAGUACGUUGGCGUUGUGUGUCCACCGCGGGUGGCACAGGUGUCCAAGUCCAAAACAUUCCGAAGGCUGGGUGGUGAAGAGAUUGACGAGCUGUUCAGCAACUCAUCCUUUACAUUGUUGGAUACUGAUCUCAAAUACCUGGCUCACUCGGAGUCGUUGCCUGCUCCAGUCAAAGAGGUCUUCGUGGAAUGGAAUGAACUCUUCUUGCUGACCGUGGACGGAAAGCUUUAUAGGUACCAGGAGAAGACACUGCAGCAGAAGCUCGAGAUCCUGUAUGAGCGGAACCUGUAUAUCUAUGCCAUUAACUUGGCGCAAAAAUUGGGCGCCGACAAAAUGCAACAGAACAUCAUCUUUCGGAAAUACGGCGAUUAUCUGUACCAGAAGGGUGACUACGACACGGCCAUGCAGCAGUAUCUGAGGGCCAUUGACAACACGGAGCCUUCGCAAGUGAUCCGACGUUUUCUGGACACGCAGAGAAUUCACAACUUGAUCGACUAUCUCGAGGAGCUACAUGACCACGACCGAGCCACUGCAGACCACACGACCCUGCUGCUGAACUGCUAUGCGAAACUCAAGGACACAGACAAACUGGACGCUUUCAUCCGCACACCGGGGACGGCAAAGUUUGACGUUGAGACGGCCAUUGCCAUGUGUCGACAAGGCGGAUAUUUCGACCAGGCGGCUUACCUUGCGACCAAGCAUGGCGAGAAUGAACUGGUGAUCGACAUAUUGGUGGAAGACUCCAAGAAAUACGCAGAAGCCUUGCAGUAUAUUUGGCGUUUGGAACCUGAUGCGGCAUAUCCUGUGUUGAUGAAAUAUGCCCGCAGCCUCCUGGAGCAUUGCCCCGAAGAAACGACCAAGCUGUUUGUCGAAUACUAUACCGGGAAAUAUACUCCCAAGAAGGAUGUCCCGGCGGUGUCCGAUGUCCAGGCCCAGACAGGGGGUGGUGCAUUUCAAAGCCUCUCGGCUCUUUGGAGCCUGCCGUUCAUGAAUCGAUCCAGCGCUGUUGAUUCAGCACCGGCUGCGAAUGAAAAGCCUGAGCACGACGAACCCGACCCUGACGGCGAGGUCGAACCGGCUCCAACGUACACUAAACCGCGUCCGCGCAGCGCCUUCUCUUCAUUCCUCGCCCAUCCCUCAGAGUUCAUCACCUUUUUGGAGGCGCUGAUCUUGCAAGAAAAUCUCUCCAAAGAAGACAGAUCGGACUUGUCGACCACGCUGUUUGAGAUGUACCUCGAGGCAGCAAACACUGCAACAGGCCCGGCAGAGAAGGAGAAAUGGCAAGUCAAAGCAACCAGCUUGAUUGCCGACAACAAGACUGCUUCAUUGGAUUCGUCGACGAUUGACACCUCGAAUGUCUUGCUCCUGUCAUCGCUCUCCAAAUUCCCGGCAGGAACGACAUUGGUACGGGAACGAGAAAAUCUAUAUGCCGACAUAUUCCGGUCGUUCACAUCUGCCAAAGACACAUCGGGCGCCAUAUCUGCACUCAGAAAGUACGGUUCCAAGGACGAAUCGCUCUACCCGCUUGCACUUGGCUACUUUUCUUCGUCGGAAGAGGUCCUCAAAGCACCUGGGGUCAGGGAAGAACUCCAGUCCGUUCUGCGGAAGAUUGAUCGGGAAAACCUCAUGGCCCCGCUUCAAGUGGUCAAAGUGCUGUCGCAAGGUGGCUCGGUGACGAUGGGAAUGGUCAAGGCGUAUCUUUCGGACAACAUCUCUCGCGAGCGCAAGGAGAUUCAGGCUAACCGACGAUUGAUUGACUCCUACCGGACCGAAACGGCGUCGAAAAAGGCCGAAUUGGCGGACCUGGGCACGAAACCGGUCGUGUUUCAGGCGCGACGCUGUUCGUCGUGUAAUCGGAACCUCACCUUGCCCACGGUGCAUUUCAUGUGCAAGCACUCGUUCCAUCAAGAGUGCUUGAAUAAGCCCGGAAUUGGCAUGGACGAAAACGACAGCAAGGUGGAGUGCCCGCUUUGCAAACUCGGAAACGAUACCAUUCGAGCAAUUCGGCGACAGCAGAUUGAAAGCACGGAGCAGCACGAAUUAUUCAAGGCUGCGUUGGCACGAAGCAACAAUCGGUUUGGGACCGUCAGCGAGUUCUUCGGGCGCGGAGUCAUGGGGACGGCCCCCACUGCGGACUGAUAGCGUGAUCAACAGCGAUGCGUCUACAGGCGUCGACACAGCCUUGAUCUUGGUCGCCGUCCGUCGUUCAAGACGAGGAUAUAUAACAAAUACCUGAGAGUGCUCAGGAAGUCUGACAUCCGGGAAGUGGAGCAAGACCCGGAAAGACCAGCCAAGGCUAGCAAGGCAUUGGUGGAGGAGGAGAGUUGGACAUGGUUGCACUUUUGUGCGAUCGGGAAGCUCAAAUCCGAACCCUUGUCUGACACUCUGCGACCUGCUUUCAGCCGCAUGAAGCAUGCGUUGUGGGAUGAGUCCACAGCCCGCUCCGAUAUGUGUGUGAGAUGGGUGGGCGCAAGGCCUCUUGUAUUGGGUAUCCCUCGGCCGUUGCCAAUGGACAGUCUGCAAAAUGAAGCACCCAUUAGCAGAGAUUGAGGUUUCUAUUUGUAGGCCUUAGGGCUGGAUGUAGGUUGGCAUGCGAGACUAACUAAGUGGCUGGACAAGGACAGGGCAAGCUGGCGCGGCGGGGGAGGCAGUUGGCGGGGAGAAGACGGCGGCGGAUGAGGGGUUGCGCGAGGGAUAAGUACCGGAGAGCCAUGUCCCUGCCGGAGUCCUUGGUAUGGGCUGAACAACCGACAUCAAUGAUGCGGGCACUAUGUCCCAAUGGGGCGUCUCAGCUUACCAGGACAAGAAUCCAAAUGUCAGAAGGGGAGGAGAACCGGAGCCUGGAGGCUGGACAUGGACAUGGACAACAGCGUGUUGUGUGAUUGAUUGCAAAUACGCUGUUGUGUGGUCGAUGACGCGGGUGUCGGGGAGGAUGAAUCAACGAGGAGAUGCCCCAAUGCGCCUCCCAGGCUCCCAUCGCGUGCUCUGGUUUGUUGCCCUCCGAACGACUCACUGUUUAGGCGCUGCUGUAGCCAGGCUGGCCCCUCUGAUGGCCCCCGGUUGCCUCUGACCACAGCUGCAUGUGGAGGGGGAAUGGGUACCUACAGAGAUACCUAGUAGGCAGGUAGAGGACCAAGAGAAAACCCCAGGGGAUCGUCACACUCGAG